This is a messenger RNA of Rhopalosiphum maidis (corn leaf aphid), 1814 nucleotides long. Its product is annotated as pituitary homeobox homolog Ptx1-like. Gene Ontology annotation, molecular function: DNA-binding transcription factor activity, RNA polymerase II-specific; RNA polymerase II cis-regulatory region sequence-specific DNA binding. The transcript is spliced from 6 exons. Gene Ontology annotation, cellular component: nucleus. Gene Ontology annotation, biological process: regulation of transcription by RNA polymerase II; anatomical structure morphogenesis. Lineage: Eukaryota; Metazoa; Arthropoda; Insecta; Hemiptera; Aphididae. The record is from RefSeq and is a predicted model, not a curated record. The coding region runs from base 503 to 1789 and encodes 428 amino acids.
AUAAUAUACGAAUGUAUACUGUACACAAUAAUAAUAAUAAUUAAAUAAUAAUAAAAAACGCGCACUUUAAUAUUUGUGUAUUGUAUACUUUCAGCACUCGCGUGUUUUGUACGCAUAUAAUAUAAUAAUAUAUUAAUAUUACAUUUACACGGGGCAAACGUUGUGCGUAAGAGCAACGAGAGGAACGUUCUCCGUGCGUGUGCGUGACGAUUGUAUAUUAUUGUAUUUCAUUCGAGUCGGAUCAACGGUAAUAUAUUAUCAUUAUAAGCGCCACAACAAUAUUGAAAAAUAUUAUGUCGGUAUAGUUUUCGCGUUGAACGAGAUUUCGGUUUUUUUUUUUCCAUUUCACGCGUCGAAACACUCGAAACGGUAUUGCAUGACGGACACAAACGCAUCUGUAAGAGAUAACCGAAUUCAACUGAGUGUUCACUUCCCGCAUUUGAAUCCGGUGAUGGUCGUUGGCCUUUGAUAAGUGAAAUUUGAAAAUUAAAAAACAAGAAAAAUGAUGGAACGCCUGGAAAACCUGACCGACCCGAGUCUGUGUCUUCAAGACUUGGUGUCGUCGACGGGUUCCGAUCACCAUAACGUUGCAUUACAACACGCGUCAUCGGCAUCGUUUCAUCAUCCCGUGCACGACGGCAGUGCCGGACUGCAUCAGGGCAUGCUCGGACACCACCACGUGCACCAUCAUGACAGCCAUCACCAUCAUCAUCAUACGGCGGUGCCGUGUCCGCCGUCACUGUUACACCACGAACCGUUGGAAAAGCUUAAGAGAGUGUGGGCAGAAACGGGAGACUUCCGUGAUAACAAUCAUCAUGGCCUUUCUACGGAUCAUACGUCACAGCUUAACUUUGGUUCAUCCAGGAGUAGGAACCGUGACAGAAAAGGGCGAGUGGACACGAUCGGUGCUACCGGUAUAAAAACCGAGGGUAUAGAUACGGGAGUUGGCGUGGUCACCGACGACGGCAAAGACGCAAACAUUAAAAAUAACAAAAACACGAAAAGACAGAGGAGACAAAGGACGCAUUUCACUUCGCAACAGCUCCAGGAACUAGAGGCCACCUUCACCAGGAACCGGUACCCGGACAUGAGCACCAGGGAAGAGAUAGCCAUGUGGACGAACCUCACCGAGGCCAGAGUCAGGGUAUGGUUCAAAAACCGGAGAGCAAAAUGGCGGAAACGCGAAAGAAACGCGAUGAACGCUGCCGCGGCUGCGGCCGUAGACUUUAAAAACGGGUUUGGAACGCAAUUUAACGGCCUCAUGCAACCAUUUACUGACACCGACUCGCUGUACAGUACAGCUUACACGUCAUACAACAAUUGGGCGACUAAGGUGCCGAGCCCGCUGGGAUCGAAGACGUUCCCGUGGUCGGUGAACCCACUGGGCACCGUGAACCAUCACCACCACCAGGCGCCGGUCAACUGCUUCAACGCGGCCACUUCGGCGGCCGGGUCCAUGUUGCCGACGCCCGCGCCACAGAACGGACCACCGUACUGCCCGCCCACGACGCCAUACUCGGUGUACCACCACCGGCCGGCCGAGCCGUGCAACGUCAUGUCCAGCAGCAUCGCCAGUCUCCGGCUCAAGGCCAAGCAACACGCGUCCGGCUUCGGCGGUUAUCAGCCCGCGGGUUCGCCGGGUUCGCUGCAACAGGCGCAGGCCAACGGCGGCAACCGGUCGUCGUCGUCGUCGUCGUGCCAGCAACAGUACGGCGGCGGACAGGGCGCGGGCGGCGGCGGCGGUGGCGGCGGAAAUUCCGGCAGCGAAGGCACCCGGACACCGGUCUGACGUGAAGAGCGGACCGGAGGGAGCG